Molecule: messenger RNA, 639 nt
Organism: Aureococcus anophagefferens
Lineage: Eukaryota; Pelagophyceae; Pelagomonadales; Pelagomonadaceae
Exons: 1
Coding region: 1-639 (212 amino acids)
Biological process (GO): folic acid-containing compound biosynthetic process; tetrahydrofolate interconversion
Cellular component (GO): mitochondrion
Molecular function (GO): 5-formyltetrahydrofolate cyclo-ligase activity
Source: RefSeq, a predicted model, not a curated record
AUGGUCAAACCGCCGACGGAGGUCGUCGCCGCGAAGCGCUCGUUGCGCAAGGCCAUGAAGGCGUUGCUCUCGGCGCUCGACGCGACGACGCUCGCCGCGGAGUCGGCCUGCGUCGCGCGCCAGGUCGUCGCGCGCGACGACUGGGCGUCGGCGUCGACGGUCGCGGCCUUCUGCUCCAUGCCCUCCGGCGAGCUCGCGACGCGGCCCCUCCUCGAGGCCGCCUUCGCCGCGAAGAAGCGCGUCUUCCUGCCGCGCGUCGACGACGUGAAGUCGCGGAAGAUGACGAUGCUCGAGGCCUACUCGCUCGACGACGUCGACGGCUUCGCGCGGUCGACCUGGGGCAUCCCCGAGCCGCCGGCGGGCGAGGGCCGCGCCGACGCGCUGGACGCGGGCGUCGACUUCGUCCUGGUGCCGGGCGUCGCGUUCGACGGUGGCCGCGGGCGCCUGGGCCACGGCGCGGGCUUCUACGACACGUGGUUCGCGGCGCUCGCGGCGGGCGGCGCCGCGCCCCCGCGCGUCGGCGUCGCCCUCGCGGACCAGCUGCUGCCGAAUUCGAAAAUCCCGGACUGCCCGGCCGCGGUGCCGCGCGAGGCCCACGACGAGGUGCUGGACGCCGUCGUGGUGGCGAAAAGAGCGUAA